Molecule: messenger RNA, 1302 nt
Organism: Cutaneotrichosporon cavernicola
Lineage: Eukaryota; Fungi; Basidiomycota; Tremellomycetes; Trichosporonales; Trichosporonaceae
Exons: 3
Coding region: 1-1302 (433 amino acids)
Source: RefSeq, a predicted model, not a curated record
AUGUUCGAGCUACCACCAAAGCGCAAGCGCGGUCGCUCUCCAGGGGCAGAGGUCCGUCCACGAGGCGCGCACAAGCGAGGGAAACGCAUCGUCUCGCUUCUCGCGACACUACAGCGCGGCGACGAACCGGAAGGGGAUCCCCAAGCCGCUUCCCUCCUGGGCGUGCCAGGUCUCACGCGGCAGGCGUUGGACGCAUGCGUCGCUGCCUUUUUCGGAAGCACACGACACACGGUACGCGUCUCCCAGCCCGCAGACCUAUUUGCGCGCCGCGUCCGAGUCAUGCUCUACGAGACGGCGGGUCUUGAAGUCCCCAAAGACCUUAUGGGAAUUGAAGCUGCUGGUGAAUUCCUGGCUCUCGCUAUAUCAGCCCUGGGUGCGCCAGCCUCGCCCUAUCCCCAACUUGAGGGCGCAUUACGAGAAAGAUGUCUCGAACUUGCAACCGACGCCGAAUACCUCGCCAACGCAGGCCUAGACGCAGUUGAAGCCGCCAACCUGAUCGCCGAAGGGCCAUACCCCAUUGGAAUCUCUCACCUUUGUGAAUCCAAUCCACUCGUCCUCGACCCUUUAGGUCUGGGAUAUCCGGUCGAACUGGCAGUGUAUCAUAACGUACACAUCCAGCCGGUCGGGGGAGACCAUGUGCGGCGUGAAGCCGUGUUCUGGUCCGUGUGGGCAGGAGACGCACUCCGUUCAACUUGUGUGGGCAUACAGGCUGCAAUGGCAGAUACGGAUCUCGACGUGCUCGCCAAAGGGACGAAUUUUGACCUCGCACGACUGCGCGCGGCUGAUAACCCCGAGAUGAUGACUUUGCCCGCCACAAUGGCUAUGCUUGCCGCUCGUAACUUGCUGUAUGUCGUUUGCUGGGCGGCGGCAAAGUGUGACGCCAUACAACAUCCGCGGAACCUCGCCUCGCGAAUGGUCGACGAGGUGGAAGCAGCGGCUAUGCGCGGAGCACAGUACAUGGUGUCACUCGCGCAUACGAUCGUGGAGAGUAAAUUGCCAGUGCCAGUGGUCGUGUCUUCGCGUCUCGUUUCGGUUGUUGUCUUCCUCGUCCAUCGUGUGCUCGAAAACACCCAGAAGGGCCGACCGGAACGCAACCUUGAACCAGUGGGAAAUGCCGACGCUCUCAUCAAUGCGAUAGAGGGUAUGGAGUGCUACGCCGACACGGCGAGCGUCGCCGUCGCGUUACGGGACGCCCUCGCGCGCGCCGAGGGCCCAGAUGCCCAGCCUGCGCUGGUACCUGACCUCGUCACUAUGCUCCUACAGCACAAUAUCCAGACGCCUUUCAGCGCGCUCGAGAUCUAG